Messenger RNA from Sphenostylis stenocarpa, 1101 nucleotides. NCBI's taxonomy places the organism in Eukaryota, Viridiplantae, Streptophyta, Magnoliopsida, Fabales, Fabaceae. The record is from the annotation of a GenBank genome assembly.
AUGCCACUUGCUGCACAGUUGAAAUUAACCGUUGCAUACAGGACUUAUUCAACUUGGACAGGUCUCAUGGAGAGUAAUGGGAACUUGGCAAAGGAUGUUGAGAAACAAACCACUCGAGUUUUGUUUUGUGGACCCCAUUUCCCUGCUUCUCAUGAAUAUACAGCCGAGUAUUUGCAAAAUCAUUCCCAUAUCAAGGUUGAUGUUCUCUCUUUUGAAGAUGUGUCCAAGGAUAUUUCCAACUAUCAUGUCUGCAUAGUAAAAAGCAUGAGGCUAGAUUCAGACAUAAUUUCUCGUGCAGUUCAGAUGCAGCUUAUAAUGCAGUAUGGUGUUGGGCUGGAAGGUGUUGAUAUUGAUGCUGCAACAAAGCAUGGAAUCAAAGUUGCUCGGAUCCCAAGUGAUGUUACAGGAAAUUCAGCUUCAUGUGCUGAAAUGGCCAUAUAUCUAAUGCUAGGUCUCCUCCGAAAGCAAAAUGAACUGCAAGUUUCCAUACAACAGAGGAAGCUUGGGGAGCCAAUUACUGAUACUUUAUUUGGCAAAACUAUAUUCAUUUUGGGCUUUGGGAACAUUGGAAUGGAUUUAGCAAAGCGGUUGCAACCAUUUGGUGUAAAGGUUAUUGCCACAAAGCGGAGCUGGGCCUCAUAUGCGCAGCACGCUAGCAAAUUAAGCAGAAAUGAUGCACAUGAUCUUGUUGAUGUGAAGGGUUGUCAUGACGAUAUAUAUGACUUCGCAAGGAAGGCUGACAUUGUUGUUUGCUGCAUAAGAUUAAACAGUGAAACGGCUGGUGUUAUAAACAAUAAGUUCAUAUCUUCUAUGAAGAAGGGUGCUCUUCUGGUAAAUGUUGCUAGAGGUGGUCUUAUGGACUAUGAUGCUGUAAUCAACAACCUUGAAUCAGGUCAUUUAGGAGGGUUCGGCACUGAUGUUACUUGGACUGAACCGUUUAACCCUGAUGACCAGAUAUUUAAAUUUAAGAAUGUUAUCGUGACUCCUCAUGUUGCAGGCGUUACAGAACAUGCUUAUAGAACCAUGGCUAAGGUUGUUGGUGAUGUUGUUCUUCAGCUUCAUACCGGGCUGCCUUUGACAGGGAUAGAGGUAGUUAACUGA